Molecule: messenger RNA, 1062 nt
Organism: Hepatospora eriocheir
Lineage: Eukaryota; Fungi; Microsporidia; Hepatosporidae
Source: the annotation of a GenBank genome assembly
AUGAAUCAAAAUAAUUCAAAUGAACAACAGAAUGAUAAUUUAGAAACUGAAAACAAAGAAAUGAGUAAUUUUGAAAGAUCAAUAUAUUUAAUAGAAAGAAACUUACAAGAAAUAACACCACAAGAUAAAAUCAAUCUAAGAAAGAUUGUAAUGGAGCGACCAUUAGUUAUCUACUGGGGAACAGCUAUCACUAAUCCGUUACAUGUAGCAUAUUUAAUACCAAUGAUGAAGAUAAGAGACUUUCUUUUAGCUGGUUGUGAAGUUAAAAUACUAUUUGCUGAUAUUCAUGGAUUUCUAGACAAUCUUAAAGCAACUCCUGAACAAGUUAAGAAAAGAUAUCUUUAUUAUGAGAAGAUAAUUAAAACAGUAUUAAGUCAAGUAGUAGAUUUAGAAAAGGCUAAUCUUAAAUUUAUUAGAGGAUCAGAAUUUCAACUUUCUAAUGAAUACAGCUAUGAUCUUUUAAAGCUCUCGACUUUAACUUCUAUUAGAGAUCUUAAAAGAGCAGGUGCAGAUGUUGUUAAACAAUCUGAGAAUCCAAUGAUAAGCUCUUUAAUAUACCCCAAUAUGCAGGCAUUAGAUGAAGAAUAUUUAAAAGUAGAUGCACAAUUUGGAGGGGUUGAUCAAAGAAAAAUCUUCAUGCAUGCUAAAACCUUUUUACCAAAAAUUGGUUACAAAAAAAGACUUCAUUUAAUGAAUCCAAUGAUGCCUGGAUUGAAUUCAGAAAAAAUGUCUUCAUCAGAAGAUUCAUCAAAAAUAGACUUUCUUGAUUCGGAUAAAAUAAUUAUCAAAAAGAUAAACAAAAUAUUUUGUGAAGAAGCUAAUAUUGUGACUAAUGGAAUUUUAACCGUUUUCAAGUAUUUAUUGUUUAAAUUCUUUGAGGGUAGAAAAAUUUUGGGAUGUGAAACAUACUCAGAUUUAGAAAAGAGUUUUUCUGAAAUGAAAAUACAUCCAAAGGAUCUUAAAAUUGAAUGUUCAAAACUUUUAAUUGAAAUUGUUAAACCAAUUAGAGAAGAAAUGUUGACUUGUCCUGAACUAGUGAAAGAUGCUUAUAACAGAAAAUAA